Molecule: messenger RNA, 2432 nt
Organism: Sarcophilus harrisii (Tasmanian devil)
Lineage: Eukaryota; Metazoa; Chordata; Mammalia; Dasyuromorphia; Dasyuridae
Gene: KRT79
Product: keratin 79
Exons: 9
Coding region: 96-1703 (535 amino acids)
Biological process (GO): keratinization; intermediate filament organization
Cellular component (GO): keratin filament
Molecular function (GO): structural constituent of skin epidermis
Source: RefSeq, a predicted model, not a curated record
UGGGAGCAGAUAAAAGGACCAUCUCCUUGUCUCCUGGGAUCUUCACUACCCUUUCAGCCUGAGUCUAACUAUACUCACCUUCCUUCCCAGCAUCCAUGAAAGCCUCCAUGUCUCGCCAGACCUAUAGCACCAAAGGGGGCUUCAGCUCUUGCUCAGCCUCUGGCAGCCGGGGUAUGGAUGGUGCUCGCACCCACACCAGCUUCAGCUCCGUGACGAUGUCCAGGGGAGGAAGCAGGCUUGGGGGGGCUGCCUGUGGUGGCCCCAAGACCAGCUUUAGCAGCCACAGCCUCUAUAAUUUGGGUGCUAACAGGAGCAUCUCUGGCAGUGUGGUUCAGAGGGCAUCCCAAGGGAGGUCCUUUGGGGGAGCUGGUAGCUUUUUAGGUCUGGGUACCAUGAGGUCAAACUUUGGGGCCUCCUGCCCUGCUGGGGGCAUCCAGGAGGUGACUGUCAACCAAAGCUUGCUGACUCCUCUUAAUGUGGAGAUUGAUCCUGAGAUUCAGAGGGUGAGGAUACAAGAGCGGGAGCAGAUCAAGACCCUCAACAAUAAGUUUGCUUCUUUCAUUGAUAAGGUACGGUUUUUGGAGCAGCAGAACAAAGUGUUGGAGACCAAGUGGGCCUUGCUUCAGGAGCAGGGCCAGAAUACCAAGAGUCCUGAGAAUUUGGAGCCAUUGUUGGAAUCACAUAUCAACAAACUUAUGAGAUACCUGGAUAUGCUCAAUAAUGAGAAGGAGAAGAUGAAAACUGAACUGAGUAAUGUGCAAGACCAGGUGGAUAACUUCAAAGACAGAUUUGAAGAAGAAAUCCACAAGCGAACAGAAGCAGAGAAUGAGUAUGUUGUUCUCAAGAAGGAAGUUGAUCAUGAUUACUCAGUUAGGGAGAAUCUCAAGGCCAAUGUCUUCAUCCUGAGGGAGAAUAUGGACUUCCUUAUGAAUUUCUUUGAUGCGGAGCGGGAAGGGACCCAAACUCAAGUUUCUGAUACCAAUGUUGUCCUGUCCAUGGAUAACAAUCGAAGCCUGGAUCUGGACAGCAUUAUUGCUGAGGUCAAAAGCCAGUAUGAGGAGAUUGCCAGAAGGAGUCGAGCAGAGGCAGAAUCAUGGUACCAGACCAAGUAUGAAGAGCUCCAGGUGACAGCUGGGAAGCAUGGGGACCACCUUCGAGACACCAAGAAUGAAAUUGCUGAGCUCACCCGAGUCGUGCAGAGACUGCAGGGGGAGAUUGACUCAGUGAAGAAGCAGUGCCAGCAGCUGGAGACAGCUAUCGCUGACUCGGAGCAGCGGGGGGAGAUGGCUGUCAAAGAUGCCCAGAAGAAACUGGGAGACCUGGAAAAGGCCCUUCACCACAGCAAGGAGGAGCUGACCAAGCUUCUGAGGGAUUACCAGGAGCUGAUGAACAUCAAAUUGGCCUUGGAUUUGGAGAUCGCUACCUACAAGAAAUUGCUGGAGAGUGAGGAGAGCAGAAUGUCUGGAGAGUGUCCCAAUGCUAUUAGCAUUUCUGUGACGGGAAGCUCUACCACUAUGUGUGGUGGAGGCAGUCAGGUGAUCGGCAGUGGCAGCUUCGGGGGUGGGUUGUCCAUGGGCAACAGUGGUGGAGGAGUGAAGGGGAGCUAUGGAUCUUAUGUCAAGGCAGGUCCUAGCACUGGGGGAACCUCCAUUUUGAAGAAGGUCACAAGUACCACAGUCAAGUCAUCCAGCAGGAGGUAUUAACCAUCCUGUGACAAGUCAAGCUGUUGCUGGCCAUUGUUUCUUGCAAGCUUUUCUUUUCUACUUUCCCACCCUGAAUCUUUCUUUCUUCCCUCAUGCCCAAUCAUUUAGACCUUUACAGAACUCCCCAUUCAGGAGCCCCAAAUAACCAGGAAAAUCACAUUUACAUAUGUUUGCAUAUGAUGUCAUUUGCAUUUCAUUUUGCAUUUUAUUUUGGCACAGCUAAUGGAAGAAGUAUUGAGCCUCUCAGGAUAAGAAAGUUGAAUUGGGCUGGCUGGUAUAGUGGAAAGACCAUGGGAUUUGGAUUUGAAAACUUGGGUUUAAAUUUUAGUUUUGCUCUGUAAUCUUGGGCAGGAUACAUAAGCCUUUUAGAAUUUCUUCAGUUUCCUAUUUUGUAAAAUGAAAAGAUUGUAUUGGAUGUCCUCUGAAGUCCCUUUCAGUAUUAGAUUCUAUGAUUAGUGGGGGGUUAAUUUCAGUUGAAUUCUCAAAGCAGCCCCAGUUUACCUCAUUCUCCCUACCUAUGCAUGCUGAGUUUUUUGGUUAAUGUACUGGUGACAUACACAAUUUGAUCAUAAAGCAUCAGGUAUAAGGAGAGGGGGAAAUCAUCUGUUCUGCUUCCAACCCAAACAAAGCCAAACCCAAGUAUCUCCCAGAUCCAUCCUUUAAUCGUUCUUCCCCCCACCCCCUUUAUGUUGCCUUUGAUGCAUCUCAAUAAACAGCAACUAUGUCUCU